GUUAUCUGUUAAAUUAAUUAUUAGUAGAGCCACUGAAGUGUCAGCCCUAUGUCUACAGAACCCGAAAAGGUGGCUCCUACGGGGAGCGUCGAGACGGAAAAGGCGGGUCCUUCUUAUAAGCCUAAGGAAUAUUAUAAGGUCACGGAGGCGAUUUUGAGGCUGUUGCUGCUUGCCUCGUUGGUGGUGGCCGUGGUGGUUAUGGUAACUAGUAAAGAGACUGAACUGAUUUCGGUGAAACUUGACCCAUUCCCCCCUUUCAUGCUACCCCUUACUGCAAAGUUCACUCAAUCCCCAGCCUUCAUAUACUUUGUAGCAGGACUAUCUGUGGCUGGGCUCUACACCAUCAUCUCCACUCUAGCUUCAUUCUAUAACCUCCUCAUUAAGCCUGGUUUCUGCCCAGCACUAGUUUCCCAUUUUAUUAUCCUGGAUGUGGUAAUGCUGGGGAUAGUGGGUACAGCAACAGGAGCAGCAGGGGGAGUAGCUUACAUAGGUUUGAAGGGCAAUUCUCAUGUUGGGUGGACUAAAGUCUGCAAUAAGUAUGGCAAGUUAUGCACACACCUUGGGGCUUCCUUAGCUGUCUCCUUUUUCGCCUUCAUCGUGUUGCUGCUGCUUAUUAUCCUUUCAAUCCACUCCCUCUCCAAGAAAAUCCCCAAGUAGCCACCCAGCCAGCGAGCUUAUUUUCGAGGAGUUUGAGUCCCUAUCCUGUGCUGUGCAAAUAAUUUCUCUACAUUUACACUACACAUGCAUUCUACUCUGCAGUUAAAUACUACAGAAUCUAUCUUGUAUUUGUAUGUAUACAUUAUUUAGAAUGAACAUUCUCGAGUGUUUCAGUCUAACUAAGCUU
Messenger RNA from Ipomoea nil (Japanese morning glory), 844 nucleotides. RefSeq names its product CASP-like protein IN26. The record is from RefSeq and is a predicted model, not a curated record. Lineage: Eukaryota; Viridiplantae; Streptophyta; Magnoliopsida; Solanales; Convolvulaceae. The coding region runs from base 49 to 657 and encodes 202 amino acids. The transcript is spliced from 3 exons.